CAACUAACAGCAUACAAUGAUCAGUAACAAUAAUUUAUGCAUUAGUAUUUCAAUAGAUAUCGUGCCAAGUACACCUAGAAGAGGACUCCUGGGAAGAAGCAAAAAAUACACGUAAUAGAUACUACCUAACUACUACUACCUGACGUAGUUAACUAAAAAUCCGAGAAUCUCGUAUAAUUAUUCGCGUAUGCGUCUCUAUACGCUUACACGUUCUUAGUAAGAAAGAUAUGUUACGUCAGAUAGAUAGUAAUAAAGGUUAGGCGCCGUCACACAAGAACGUGGCGGCUUUAUCACGCCGUACAAAAGGGAAUCCAUACUGUGUUUUAAAAAAAUCGUGAUCUCAAGGCACGUUCAAAUUGAUUACUUAUCAUUGGUAAUACCAAAUUAAGAAUUGUGUGUAAAUACGAAAUUUCAAUCUCAGACCGCAGAAUUUCUGUGGGCACGAAGGAUAUCAAAAUGGUGGCUGUACAAGACGGGUGAUGUGUAUGCAGAUAUUGGAGCGCAUUAUAAUUUCAGGAGAAACGCGUGUAAGCACGCAUCAUAUUAGAAAAUGGGUGAUUCAAAGGCUCAACAUGGAACACAGGAGAUGAAAGGAUGGCUUUUUAAGUGGACCAAUUACUUGAAAGGUUAUCAGAGAAGAUGGUUUGUCCUGUCAAACGGCCUUCUGUCAUAUUACAGGGCUGAACCAACAGGGGGGCCAAAGAUAUCAACGCGACGCAAGCGGAGAGCUGGCAGAGCCUCCGAAAAUCCGGCGGAGAUGUCUCAUACAUGCCGGGGCACGAUAUCCAUGCAUGGGGCCUUAAUACACACUGUAGAUGCUUGCACUUUUGUUGUAAGCAAUGGCGGUACCCAAACCUUUCACAUAAAGGCAGCGACGGAAGUAGAGCGUCAACAAUGGGUCACGGCCCUCGAGUUGGCGAAGGCCAAGGCUAUCCAAGCAGUAGAAUCUGACGAGGAAGAAGAAGAGUAUCAAGAUAACGACAAUCAAAAGGCAGAACAAGGCACUGCCGUCAAAGAUUUGAGUCAACGUUUGGAAGAUCUACAAACUUGUAAUGAUUUAAUCGCCAAAAGAGGAUCUAUCCUUCAACGAGCUUUGAAUGAGCUGGAAACACUAGAACCACUAUAUCCUGACCUAAUAACCAAAAUUAAAACCGUGAAUGAGAAAGCUACUAUCUUCCGUAUUGCUGCUAAUGCUAUGAUCAGCACUAGCAAUGACUAUUUGCAAUUAGCUCAGCAACAGGAACCAAAAUGGAAAAAAAUGUUACAACAUGAACGCGAUCAAAAAGCGCGCAUAGAGAGGAUGGUCGAACAGCUAGCUAGGCAGCACUCAAACUUGGAAGAAGCUGCGCAACAUGCGCUUCCCUCGGCGACACCAGCGGGAGGACACAGACCUUCCCAUUCUGCGAUAACCACUUCUCCAUCAGAAGACGAAGAAGAUAAUGCAGAAUUUUAUGAUGCUCAAGAGACGGAUACAUUUACACUGACUAUUCCAGGAGUAGCUUCAACUAAUUCGAUAUCUCACCAAAGAGAUCGUACUGAUUCUCAAGGAAGUGAUGAUGGCUCUAGCUCUGAAGGCGACCCAACACCUUUGCCAGUUUCUGAUUCUGCUGGAGCAGAGUCAUUUCUUAUUGUGACCGACUCUACAGUAGUACAACCUUCUUCUCCUAUUACAAAUACAGACGAGCUGGACAAUACGGCUUGGCAAACCAACAAUGGCGGAAGCAGUGGCACCGGGUUAGUAAAUACACCUAACAGAAAAAGAAGAACUAGAGUACCUGAUAAACCUAAUUAUCCUUUAAACCUAUGGAGUAUUAUGAAAAAUUGUAUUGGCAAAGAUUUAUCAAAAAUUCCGAUGCCUGUUAAUUUCUCGGAACCACUUAGUAUGCUUCAAAGGCUUACAGAAGAUUAUGAGUAUGCAGAGAUUCUUGAUAGAGCAGCAGAAUGUACCGACAGCUACGAACAAAUGGCCUAUGUAGCUGCAUUUACUAUCUCUAGUUAUUCUACAACUGCCAGCAGAACAGGCAAACCUUUUAAUCCGUUAUUAGGUGAAACGUAUGAAUGCGAUCGCACAGAUGAUCUCGGUUGGCGAGCCAUUUCCGAACAAGUUUCCCAUCAUCCUCCCAUGUUAGCUCAGCAUUGUCAAGGUAGGAAAUGGAGUUGCUGGCAGGAGUUCACCAUGGCUUCUAAAUUUCGCGGAAAGUAUCUUCAGGUAAUACCUUUAGGUACAGCUCAUUUAGAAUUUAAUACAGAACACCAACAUUAUACAUGGCGUAAAGUAACAACCACUGUACACAAUAUAAUAGUUGGAAAAUUAUGGGUUGAUCAAAGUGGUGAUAUGGAUAUUGUCAAUCACAAAGACGGUAUCAAGUGCCAUCUAAAAUAUAUACCAUACUCAUAUUUUUCAAGAGAUAAUCAGCGUAAAGUUAAAGGCGUUGUCAUGAAUUCAAAUAAAGAGGUGAAAUGGGUGGUUCAGGGUACGUGGGAUUCAAAGAUAGAAAUUGCUCCUGUCAUUAGUACGUCGGGAGCUCCAGACAAUCCUGUUUAUAAAACAGGGCCAUACAUAUUAGCUUGGAAACGACGUAUGCCUUCUGAUGAUUGCGAAAGGUAUUACUCAUUCACGGAACUGGCCUCUCAGCUUAACGAGCCAGAAGAUGGCGUAGCUCCUACAGAUUCCCGAUUAAGACCUGACCAGAGAUUAAUGGAAGACGGACAAUGGGAUGAAGCUAAUGCAGAAAAACUUCGACUCGAAGAGAAGCAGAGGGCUGCAAGGCGUUACCGUGAACAUGAAGCUGAAAGAGCUUCUUCACAAGGUUUACCUUAUGAAAGUUGGGAACCGUUAUGGUUUAAGAAACAGCAGGAUCCAUACACGGAUAGUCUUUGCUAUAUGUAUAGUGAUGAAUAUUGGGAGUGUAAGAGCAAAGGCGAUUGGUCAAGAUGUCCAAACAUAUUUUAGUCUGUAAUAUAUCAGUUUACAAUCUGACCGCCCAUUUACAGUAAAGAAAAGUUUGGAUCUUUUAACGUGAAGAUAACUAGCAGUAGAUAUCACGGACGCGAAGAGUAAUUUUCAUAAUUUCAUGCUAAACGUGAUAUUGGGGUUGUUAUUGGGUGUGGUAUAGUCUUUACUUCUUCCAAUGAAGUGAACAAAAGUUGAUGCUUGCAAAUAUGACACAUAUAUCGUACGUUAUGUACUCUUGUGUCAUGAUCAUGCUGCUACCUGCCUUUCCUAUUUUCUUCCUUAGCUAUGUCCUUCCUAUUGUCUCGCUAAUUUGAUCGGUCGUUGUAAAAUUCUACGAAGCAACCGUCGUCCAUAUUGCGUGAUUUUUUAAAACGAGUUCUUCGAAUCUCAUUGUUGAAGUCUAUUCGAUGAGCAAGCAUUUUUUUUAAUCUUUAAAAAUGUCGCCAGUAAGAAAUAUCGUGAUGAUUUGUAAAACACUUACAUAUACUAUUUUAUUGUAUAAUUAGAAUAGCAAUUUUCCAGUAGUAAAUUUACUAACGACUGUUCCGUACCGUUCUCACAGAAAAAUUAACAAUUUGGAUUUAUGUAAUUCAGUAUUACAAUGCAUCGUAGAGAAAUUGAAAUAUCAUGUGGGUUUCCUGUUUUUCUUAACUUUAUUAUAUUCAAGCUUUCACAAAAUUCUAUCAUAUCAUAGGAAUGUAAUUUCUUGACAUAUUUUAUUACAUAUACAUCGCGGAAAGUACUUAUACAGACUAUGAAACGUGUGUUAUAUGCUUCACGCGAUGAUGUGAUAUUUGCAAAUGAAUAAAAGAAAGGAUUCAAAUUGUGAAAGCGUUGCUGCAUAUAUUUUAAGCGAGAUGGUGCCCUCAUUUGGCUCUAUUGAAACUUCUACUAAAAAAUAAAAAUAAAAAAAAAAAAGUAAAAUAAAGAAAAAAAAAAAAGUACACCAAGAAAAAGCAAUCAAAACGAAAUGCUGCUUUUAUAUCUUUGCGUUCGUCCGACUGCCACGUUUCAAAUCUUUACGCGGAUACUCAAACAAGGGGUGGCAUUAAUAACCACUUUAAUUCGUGUGAUUUCAAGAAACGUUCCUGAAUGUGCCACUAGAAUCUGUGUGUAGUCGUGGAAGUGCUAAAAUGGGCUUAACUCGGAAAAUACAUUGGGUGACUCGUGAUGCGUUUAAACAUAUAAAAACAGAUUCGGUGGGCAAGCGAGUGAAACUUUGAAGCUUCCAAAUUCACGGUGCCCGCACGCCUAAUGAACAUUCUAAAAUAUUGGGAAGGCGUGUCGUUGACUGAGCCGAUACAAGCCCGUUAUGUCGAGGCAACGAUUAUGGGUUUAUAAACUGGAAACGAACCCAAGAAAGGAAGCAUAUUCAAAAAAGCGGUCUUAAGAGAUUAUAAGUUCCAAACAAUUUGCAAAGAAUAAGAUAUUAAACUAUAAACACAACAUUCGUCACUACUACGGAUUCUUUCCAAACUAUAAUAUAAUAAUAAUAUAUAUAUAUAUAAAUUAUAUAUAUAUAUAAACAUGUAAAAUACUAAGUGAAUAUAUAUGUAUUUCAUAUAUAUACAUAUAUAUAUAUAUGUAUGUAUGUAUAUGUAUAUAUAUAUAUAAAGAAAAUUACCGCACGCACACAUUCAUACACAGGCAUACGCGAGCGAUUUAUCCGCGUAAAUUGUGCAUAUGUAUGUAUGUAUGUAUGUUCGUAUGUACAUAUAACAGUAAUAAAACUUAUUAUAUAUCCCUCUAUAUAAGAAGCAUAUCGGUUGUUUCGUUCUUAGUGUAUGAUCGCUGAGCCGAUCAUCAACACUACACGACUAGCCCGCUUGCAGCCAAUAUUUAAAAUUAUUGUUAUUUUAAUUCUGGCUGUAUCAUACUUUUAAUAGUUAAAAUAACAUUCAGAGAAAAAUGAUAUAUCUGUAUACAUAUAAAUAUAAAUUAGUUAUAAAAUAAUUUAAAAGGAGAAACAAAUUAAAAAAGUUACGACGAUAAGCCGAAUAGAAAAAAAUGUUUGGAUUAUAGUGCUUGUACAUUAGCCAAUCGUGUGGAACGACAAAUACAAAAUGCUUCGCUACAAAACAA
This is a messenger RNA of Vespula pensylvanica (western yellowjacket), 5038 nucleotides long. It is a transcript of the gene Osbp, whose product is annotated as oxysterol-binding protein 1. The transcript is spliced from 11 exons. The record is from RefSeq and is a predicted model, not a curated record. The coding region runs from base 551 to 2953 and encodes 800 amino acids. Gene Ontology annotation, molecular function: sterol binding. Lineage: Eukaryota; Metazoa; Arthropoda; Insecta; Hymenoptera; Vespidae. Gene Ontology annotation, cellular component: membrane; cytosol; intracellular membrane-bounded organelle.